GGGAAAUGGUAUCUAUGGGCUUUAAAUCAAAUUAACAUUUUCUAUAAAUCCAAUUUAUGCACUCUAUUAUAUUAUGACUUAUAAUCCUAUACAUAAUCAUCUUACAUAGCAACUUAUUCAAAAUAGAUUAGAGUUGUUAUGACUUUAACAACUUUAUUAGCUGGAUAUAAAAUUCAUAGUUUAAAUUUUCAACCUAAUAAAGAGAUAAUAUCAUAUGUGACAAUUUUAUUGUUACUAUGCUGUCAUGCAAAUACUGAUAACCCUAUAAAUGCAACUAAUAAUGAACAUAAAGAAAAGACUUUAUUGAACUUAACAUUAUUAUUUAAUGAUAGUGAUCAAUUAAAUAAUAAAAAGUUUAAUGAUUGUUCAAUUUCUUUAACAGAAUUUAUUAUUUAUUUUUAUAUUCAACCUAUAAUUUGUUUUAUUGGAUUUAUAUUGAAUAUAUUGAAUGUGAUUAUAUUUUGUAGACCACAAUUUUCAGGAGCUGCUUAUGCUUAUAUGAUUGCAAUGUCAUUAGCUGAUGCAAUUACAUUAAUUAGUUAUAUGCCAUCUGGUUUGGUUAGGUGCGGCAAAUACUUCGUUUAUUGUCAGCAUCCAGAGUUCAGAAGAUUUCGUAUUUAUCUACUCUACUAUAAUGCGUAUAUUCUCUUUCCAAUCGGAAAUAUUUCAGAGACAGCAAGCGUAUGGUUUACUCUAGUUCUAUCUGUAGAACGUUACUUAACUAUGAGCCAAAUAGGCUCAGCAUAUCAAAAUAAACUCAGGAUGCAAUCACCUAACACAUUACCUUCAAAACAAAAAAGUGAAAUAUUGUAUAACACAAAUCAUUCAACUUAUACCAUAGAAUAUCAAGAAACUUUUAAUGAAGAUAAAAAAUUGCCAAAAAAGGAUUCAAUUGAAACAGUAGAAAAUGUAGUGGAACAGCAACAGCAUCGUGAACAACAAACAACGGUGGGUAAUUUCAAAUGGUAUGAAAAGCUCUCGAACUGUUGUAAUUUAUCAGUAUUAAAACAACAUAUCAGAAAUAGUUUGACCAAUAUUCCAACGCCAAAGUCUUUAUGUAUCUUACAUAAAUUACACCAUUCACAUUUAGAUAGAUCAAUAGGACGUUGUAGUUUAAAUAAAUGCAUACAACUGUAUGCUUGCCGAAAUUGUAACUUUAAACAUUCACUAGUUUUUAUAACAUUUUUCAGUAUACUACUUAAUUUGCCACUAUUCUUUGUUCAAAAAGUUGUCAGGAAAAAUAAUCCUAUAAAAAAAUCAACAAUUAAACAAAUGGAAAACAAUAAAACAAGUGAGUGGCUACAUACGAUAUCAAACCACUUCAAUAAUUUAACUUCAACUGAUAAUCAAUACAAUCAGGGUCAAAUACAAGUUUUCACUGGGCUUACAGAAUUCGGUAAUUCAGACUUUUAUAAAAUCUUCUCAUGGACACGUAUUAUGUUAAUACAAGUUUUACCGUUAUUAUUCCUAUGCUUCGUCAAUUUUUGUUUAUUACGUUUCAUACAUAUAGCAAAUAAACGUCGUCAAAGGUACUUAUUACCAGAUUUGUCUAAUAAAAAAACCGGCCGUUUUAAAUUACAUAAAGCAAAUUUGCGCAGUACAAAAGUUAAUAAAGCUUCAAGCGCCAAAUGGCAAGCGGCACAGCGUAAAUUAACCAUUUUAUUAAUUGUUAUUAUCUGUUUAUUCAUAGCCGGACAAAUACCACAAGCAUUUGCAUAUAUUACUAUAUUUGAAGCAUUUAAUAGACAUUUUGGUAAUGUAUGCAAACGAUGGAGAUGUUGUCCUCCAUAUUUGAUUUAUCGUUCAAUAGCGCAUAUGUUGGGCUUAUUUACUUACUCUACUAAUUUUUUUGUUUAUCUUACAUUGAAUAAACAUUUCAAACAACAAUUAAACAUUUGGUUCCUAUUAAUAUGCCCUAUUAGUAAACAAUUUCGGAAAAAGUGUUUAUUAAAACAAAACAAAUCAAUAAAUCAUUCUUAUGAUCAGUCAAAAUCUAAAUUAUCAUUCACAAAUCAACAUAAAUCAAUAUCUCUACCUCAUAAUAAUCUUUAUUAUCGUAUGUGUAAAAGAAGAUGUUCAUCUACGCUAUUUUGUAAUCCUACAAAACGACUAAUAUCAAUUGAUAAUACAGAUUUAUCUUCUGAAGCUGUUUCAGCUCCAGUUGAUUUAUGCACUAGUUCAAAAUGGAAAAAUAAAGAUUUUCUACAAUUAAAUGAAAUGAAAAAAGAUCUAUUAUCAACAACUAUUCAUCAUUCCCCUCAAUGUAUAAACAAAAUCAAUUCAAUUAUUAAAUCAGAAAAUACUAUUGAUUAUAUCAAAAUGAAUUAUUCCUCAGUACCUGCUAUUAAUGAAGUAUCAAACUAUUUAGUUAUAUCAAAUCCUGUCAAUACAGAUAAUAAUCUGCUUUGUAAACCUAUAGAAACUCAAUUUCAACAAUCCUCUUUAAUCACUAAAAAUAAUGACCUAUCAAUUGAUUCUAUACAACCAACAAAUUGUCAAACAGAAAUAAAAUAUGAUUUAAAUAAUCCAUCAUGUAUUUACAAAACUUUUCGUGCUUAUUAUUCACAUGAUUCAGUGAUAAAAAAUUGGAUAUUUCAAUUAACUAAUAAUAAUUAUAAUAAUAAUCAGAAUUCUCAAAAUACUAAACAAAUUACAACAUCACAAUCACAUUCAAUUUAUUCAAAUCAAUUAAUAACAAAUAAAGAUAAUUUAAACAAUGAUUUACAACAUGAGCAAUAUGUUCAGAAUUAUGAUAAGCGUAAAGAAGAUAUGAUUAAUGAUGCAAAACAAAAUAUUAUACGUUGUGUAAAUCUUAAUAUGUUGCGCAAUAGUAAUAAUAAUAAUAAAGAUUAUUAUAAUAAAAGUAAUGAUAAUAUUAGUAAUAGUACUAAUAGUAGUACUAGUAAGAACAGUAAUAGUGCGAUAACAAAUUCAAAAACUUGUACUCAUUCAAUAAUUGAUUCUGAUUCACAUGGUGUUGGUUUGACAUUUUCACAUGUUUAUUGUCCACUUAUAUAUAGAGAGAGUGAUUUUGAUGUGAUUUCAGUUGAUGAAAGUAAUGCACAAGAUGACCCAGAGCCAAAUUCAUUUUUAUAAAGUUAAGUAUAUGUUUUAUGAAAUAACAUAUGAACAUUUGUUUAUAAUAAAAGAAUUAAUAUUUUCGUUCUUAAUGUUAUAUCUAAUAUAAGAAGACUAGGAUCUAUGUAUCGUUGAAACAUACUAGCACAUAAAUAAACAACAUAGUAUAUAUCUAACAUUAUUCUGAGAUAUAAAUACUUGCCAUCGUUUCAAUAUUGUUUCUUCAUUUAUAGUUUUACCAUGGUCAUCAUCAUCGUAUGAGUAGAUUUCUUCCUGAUACAUCGGUGUAUUUUAUAAUAGAUAUAAAUAUUUAUAUACAUAAACAUUUCACUGUGAAUGAUAUUUAUGGUAUAAUAUACCUGUUGCAGUAUAUAAAAUUAAUGUACAGUAAAAUUAUUUUUAUUGAACAAGCUAUAAGGU
Schistosoma intercalatum is the source of this 3498-nucleotide messenger RNA. Lineage: Eukaryota; Metazoa; Platyhelminthes; Trematoda; Strigeidida; Schistosomatidae. The record is from the annotation of a GenBank genome assembly.